This is a messenger RNA of Plasmodium gallinaceum, 3393 nucleotides long. Its product is annotated as mitochondrial rpoD precursor, putative. The record is from RefSeq and is a predicted model, not a curated record. Lineage: Eukaryota; Apicomplexa; Aconoidasida; Haemosporida; Plasmodiidae. The transcript is spliced from 2 exons. Bases 1 to 3393 code for a protein of 1130 amino acids.
AUGAAAUAUUUAUUAAAAAGAAAAAACAUAAAGUUGGUAUCCUGUAAUAACUUUUAUAAAUCAUGUUACUUUUAUUGUUCUAUUGAAAAAAAAGCAGCUAAUAUUUUUGAGAAUAAAAAAUUAAUAACAAAAAAUUACUUGAUUCAACAUGAAAAUGAUAUCAUAAGUAUUUUACAACAUUCAUUAAGAACAAAAAAUGAAAUAUCAUCCCAAGAUAUAGUUUUAUUACUCAAAUCAUGUAGUAAAAAUAGAUAUGUAAAUUAUAAAACUGCGAAUUUAAUAAUUAGGUAUAUCAAGUAUAACAUUGAAAAUUUUUCAAUAAUUAAACUAUGCAUAUGCUUAAAUUAUAUGGUGAAUUUAAAUAUAAAAAAUGAUGAGAGUUUUAAUUAUUUAGUAACUAAUUCUUUAAUAAAAAAGUUGAAAAAUGAUGAAAAUUUAGAUUUGUAUGGUAUAUGUAUGAUAACUAAAUUUUUAAUUAAUGAAAAAAUAAAAAAUGAGGAGUUACUAUAUUUUUUGUUAAACUUAACGAACGAUAACCUAGAUAAAAAUUGCAAUCAUUAUGACAUAUAUAAUUUGAUAAUUUCAUUUUUAAAUAUUCAAUAUCUUAUUUUAAAUAAGAAUGAUAAUAUAUGUAGUAAAGAUAAAGAGAUAAGCAAAAUUCGUUUUAAUAAUAACAUUGCAUAUACAGAAUUUUUUUUUAAAGAUGUAAAUGAUGAUGCAGUUAAUAAUAGUAAUUUGAAAAGUAUUAAUAAUGAUUAUUCUAAAAACAAUUAUAAAAAUAAUUAUAGAAAUAUAGUUAAAUUAAAUGAAGAAGUUAUUUAUAAACUAUUAUUUCACUAUAUAAAGUUAGAAAAUAUAAAAAAUGAGGAGAUUAUUUUAAUUGUGAAUAAUUUAACUAAUAUAAAAAAAUGUUACUUUUUUUAUGAUAUGAAUUUAAAUAAAAAUGAUAGAAUUUUAUUAUAUGAAACAUAUUUAAACAAAUUAAAUUAUAAAGAAAAUUAUGGAGGACAAGCACUAGCUCUUUUGUUAUUUAAUUUACAAAAAAUUCUUAAGUUUAAUGAAAUAUCAGAAAGCAUAUUUUACAAUAUUUUAGAAAAUAUUAACAACUCUAUUAGAUAUGUUUCAUUAUGUACCAAAGAAGCUACACAGAGGGAAUUAGAAAAACAUAAAGAAAACUUAAAUGAAAAAGAAAAGGAUAAUUUUUUGAAACAAAGUGAAAAUAAGAAAAGGAUAAAAAAUACAGAAAUAAAUGAAGUAAAAAAUAAUCAUAGAGAAAAUGACGUAGAAUAUUCUAAAAAGAUAAAUAUUAAUUUCACAAAUAAAAUAAGAAUGAAUUUUAGUAUUCAAGAAAUUGGUAUGGUAUUUCAAUUUUAUGAUUUUUUGUUAAAUUAUGAAAAAAAAAAUAAAAUGAAAAAUGUUGAACAAGAUUUUAAAAGUAAAACUAAUCAAGAAGAUAUUUUAAAUAAAAAAAAUAAUUCGAGUGAUUUUAAAUUUGUAAAUAAGUCAAAAAUGUUACAGAACAAUUACAAAUCAAUGGAAGUAUUUGUUGAAAGGGUUUCAAAUAAAAAUUAUUAUGAUAUUUUUGAGACAUAUAUAAAUAUCUUAAAGAAAAGUUUAUUUUUUUAUUCUUUAAAUAAUAGAAAAGAGAAAAUGAAUGUACUAGAUUUUUGUACGGUAUUCAAAGGAUUUUCUAAAAUAUAUAAAAAUAGUCACUUAGAUAAACAUAUACUCUCAUUUUUUCUGAAUUUCAUAAUUUUAAAUCAAAACAAGAUAAAAAUAAAUGAAUUAAAAAUUAUAUUUAAACUAAUUUUUGAAAAAAAAAAUGAAGAUUUUAUGGAAAUAAUUUAUAAUACAAACAAUUUUUUUAAUUGUCUACAAAAUAUAUUAAUUAAAAAUUUGUUGAAUGAAGAAAGAACAAAAAAGGAAAAUAUAUCAUCCUUUAUUAUGUGUUUUUAUUAUUUAUCCUUUUUAAACUUUAAUAGUAAUACAUAUUUAAUACUAAAUCAAUUCAUUUUAAAGAAUAUAAGAAAUAGUAUUGUAAUUUCUCUUAUCCCAUAUAUUCUUAUAAGCAAGUUUAACUAUUAUAAAUUAAGAAAAAAGUUAUAUAAGGAAAAUAUGAAAAUAGAACUAACGAAAAAUUAUAAAGACAUUAAACUUAAAUGUAUUUUAAACGAUAUACAAAGAAAACAAAAUAUAAUUAAUACUGAAAAUAUCCAUAAAGUAAUGCAUAAUGAUAAUGAAAAAAACAUAGAGAACAAUGAAAGAGAAGACAAUAAGAAAGAGAUUUCACUAGAAUUUAAGGAUAAUUUAGACGAUAUUAAUAGAAUACCCAUUUUCUUUAAAAUAAUUAACAAGAAUUUUAAUCUAUAUAAAACAUAUUAUGUGUUGAAUUGUAUAUACAUGCUUAUAAAAUUUUUAAAAGAGAAAAAUACAUUUCUUCAUUUUUCAAAUUGUAAUUUUCCCGAUUUAUUUGAAAAAUUACAAAGUAAAUUAAGUAACCAAAAUUUGAUUUGUGAAAAUUAUGACUAUUUUAUCAAUUAUACUAAAUAUAAUUAUUGUUUAUCUUUUUUUAAUUAUUAUAUAAACUUAAAUAAUUUAUUAGGGAAAAUACAAUUCAAAAAUAAUUUUCCUUAUAAUUUUUAUACACCAUUUAAUACAUACAUGUGGACUCAUUUUUUAAUGAAUUAUGAGAAUCAAUUAGUGAAUAACGGUUUUCAUUUGAGUAAAAAUUCAUACAAAUGCAUGGAUAAUAAUCCAUUUAAAACAAUAAUGAAUGAAAAAAUGAUAGUUUUUCAUAAUUUUAUGAAAUAUAUAAGGUGUUACAACUUUUUAAAUAUAUAUGAUAUAAUAAAUAUGAUAAAAACAUUAAAAUUUUUUUCUUCUAAACUAAGUUAUAGUAACUUUACAAUAUUCUAUAAUUUCUUAAUAUUUUUGAAAUCUUAUAAGUACAUAAAAAUAAGUACUAUUUUUGAAUUAUUAAUUGAAUAUAUUAAAUUUUUGUAUUACUUGGAGUUAGAAAAUCAAAAAUUAUUUGAAAAAUGCAAUUAUAUAAUAGUGGAUAUUUUUAUAUUUCUAUUCAGAAUGAUUUUAAAAAAUAUAUUAGGAAAUUUAGAAAAUAAUUAUAUUGGUAUGUUAUAUUUAUCUUUUCUAUAUUUAUAUUAUUUUAUUCAAAAAUCAAAUUAUGUUUUUCAUUCCUUAUCAUUAAAUAACUUGAAUAAAAUAAAUUAUUACAUGAACUUAACAUUUAUGAGCUUAGAUAAGUACGAGCAAACGUAUUCUUUUCAAUUACACAUUUUGGCAGUUCUCAAGGGAAUUAUAAAAAAUAAAAGGAGGAUAAUUAAUGAAUACAACAUUUAUGAUACACCUUAUACCAUUGAUAUACUAAUUAAAUAA